GUUUGCUCAUUUGUUUUUACUCUAGAAAAUUACGAAUUUUCUCCUCGUCAAAAGCAACGAAACCAGGCAAGUGGAGCCGGAGGGUAGCUCCAACGGAACGGCACCCCAAAUCUUUCCCCAUCUCGCGCGAGAUACAGAUGACAGAACUCUGCAGCUCUGAGCUCCGGUGAUGGCAGCACACCAUUCUUAACUAUCUUCCUAGCCUUCUACAAGUGCUGCUGCCGCGAUGCGCUCCAAGGACAGGAUCGCCUACUUCUACGACGGCGACGUGGGCAAUGUCUACUUUGGGCCAAACCACCCGAUGAAGCCGCAUCGGCUGUGUAUGACCCAGCAUCUCGUUCUCUCUUACGAGCUGCAUAAGAAGAUGGAAAUCUAUAGGCCUCACAAGGCAUACCCUGUAGAGCUUGCCCAGUUCCAUUCAGCUGAUUAUGUUGAGUUUCUGCAUCGGAUUACUCCGGACACACAGCACUUGUUCUCAAAUGAAUUGGCAAGAUAUAAUCUUGGAGAAGAUUGCCCUGUCUUUGAGAAUUUAUUUGAGUUUUGUCAAAUAUAUGCUGGUGGAACAAUAGAUGCUGCACGCAGACUAAACAACCAACUUUGUGACAUUGCAAUUAAUUGGGCUGGUGGACUACAUCAUGCUAAGAAGUGCGAGGCAUCUGGAUUUUGUUACAUCAAUGACUUGGUUUUGGGGAUUUUGGAGCUUCUAAAAUAUCAUGCCCGUGUUUUGUAUCUUGAUAUAGAUGUGCAUCACGGUGACGGGGUUGAAGAAGCCUUCUAUUUCACAGACAGGGUGAUGACAGUCAGUUUUCACAAGUAUGGGGAUCUGUUCUUUCCUGGAACAGGUGAUGUUAAGGAAAUAGGAGAAAGAGAAGGAAAAUUUUAUGCCAUAAAUGUCCCACUAAAAGAUGGUAUAGAUGACACUAGCUUUACUCGACUUUUCAAGACGAUUAUUUCCAAGGUUGUUGAAACAUAUGCACCAGGUGCGAUAGUACUCCAGUGUGGGGCAGAUUCACUUGCUGGGGACCGACUAGGCUGCUUCAAUCUCUCCAUUGAUGGGCAUGCUGAAUGUGUUAGGUUUGUGAAGAAAUUCAAUUUGCCAUUAUUGGUUACUGGAGGUGGGGGAUACACAAAAGAGAAUGUUGCACGAUGUUGGACCGUUGAAACAGGAGUUCUUUUGGAUACAGAACUUCCCAAUGAGAUCCCAGAAAAUGAAUACAGCAAGUAUUUUGCUCCAGAGUAUUCGUUGAAGAUUCCGCAUGGUCACAUAGAGAACUUGAAUAGCAAGUCGUAUCUUGGCACAAUCAAGAUGCAGGUCUUGGAAAAUCUUCGUUGCAUUCAGCAUGCACCAAGUGUACAGAUGCAAGAGGUUCCACCAGACUUCUAUAUUCCUGAUUUUGAUGAAGAUGAACAGGACCCUGAAGAACGUGUAGAUCAGCAUACCCAGGACAAGCAAAUCCAGCGCGAUGAUGAAUAUUAUGAAGGUGAUAAUGACAAUGACCAAAACAUGGAUGAUGUAUAGGCAUUUUCAUCCCUUUUAGGUUAGGGCAUUUGUUUUUUGGGUGCUGUGAGAUAGAUCAUAUUGGGUAAAAAAUGCCUUUAUAUAUCCAAACUGGUUAUCUUGUCAAGAGAGAAAUUUAGAAAAGAUGCCUCUAACUUGCUUCUGUUUUCACUGUUUGUGUAUUUAAGUUGUUGAUAUAGAAUGAAUGUAGUGUUUGAGAGCAUAAAUUUUAGACUUUGAAUUUGAAUUUGGGUUAAUUUGAAUAAAUUUGAAUAAAAUUUUAUACAUCAUUUAGUUCAAA
Messenger RNA from Malania oleifera, 1799 nucleotides. RefSeq names its product histone deacetylase 9. NCBI's taxonomy places the organism in Eukaryota, Viridiplantae, Streptophyta, Magnoliopsida, Santalales, Ximeniaceae. The coding region runs from base 227 to 1519 and encodes 430 amino acids. Gene Ontology annotation, molecular function: histone deacetylase activity. The record is from RefSeq and is a predicted model, not a curated record. The transcript is spliced from 14 exons.